AUGGUCUAUAUUAUGGGGAUACAGUCGGACGCCCUGGGUGUUAAACCCACGUCCCUGGAUGAGCUGUUUGAGUCCAGUACAUGGAGAAUUAAAAACAUAUGGGAUGGGGUGAAGCUGGAGAUCGCGGCCGGGGAUGGAUGUCCGGUGGUCUUAAAUAGUUUUACGCAUUUGGACCCAGAUCUACCUAUGUUGGAGAGCUCAGUUCAGGAGAUUGGAGAGGAGGUGGAGGACGGUGCCAUCUAUACCAUUACACUCCGAAAGGUGCAGCUCCACCAGACGGCCAGUAAGGGCCAGCGAUGGCUGGGUGUGGAGACAGACUCUGCCCUCAGUCUGUACGAGACGUGCAAGGGUCGAACCAUUAAGGCUGGCACACUGGAGAAACUAGUGGAGUACAUGGUCUUUGCCUUCAAAGGGAAAGACUACACUUACGUCACUAUUUUCCUCUGCACCUACAGAGCAUUUGCCACCACCAAACAAGUGCUAGACCUGCUGCUUAACAGAUAUGCCAAACUGCCAGCCUCAGGCAAGACAAAAGUCUCAGCAGAAGACCACACAGAGCUUAAAAACACUGUGUCAUCUAUCCUGGGUGCCUGGUUAGAUCAAUACUCAGAGGAUUUCUGGAGUCCUCCAGAUCACGAAUGCCUGCAGAGUCUCAUAUCCUACUUACAACUCAACUUCUCUGGAUCGGACCUGGAGAGACGAGCUUUAAACCUGCUGGAGCACUUCCAGCAUCGCCAACAGUGCGAGGUGGAGAUUGAAGGUGACCUGUGCUCCUGCCCCUUUGCCACACCAGAGGAGAGCAGUUUGGAGGAUGAAUUCUCCCCCUCACAUUUCAUGUCCUUCAGUCCUUCUAUAGUUGCUGAGCAGUUAACAGUCAUGGAUGCGGAGCUGUUUAAGAGGGUUGUUCCAUAUCAUUGUUUAGGGGGCAUAUGGUCCCAGAGGGAUAAAAAGGGCAAAGAGCACCUGGCACCAACCAUCCGUGCUACUGUUUCUCAGUUUAACAGUGUGACCAACUGUGUGAUCGCCACCUGCCUGGACAACAGGUCUCUCAGACCUUUCCAAAGAGCGAAGCGCAUUGAACAUUGGAUAGAAGUUGCCAGGAAAUGCCGUAUCCUGAAGAGCUUCUCCUCUCUGAAAGCCAUCCUGUCUGCCUUGCAGAGUAAUGCCAUCCACAGGCUGAGAAGGGCCUGGGAUGAUGUUUCACGGGAAAGCUAUCGAACUUUCCAAGAGCUGUCUGAAAUCUUCUCAGACGACAAUAAUUACUCACUCAGCAGAGAGCUUCUCAUUAAGGAGGGCACCUCUAAAUCUGCCAUAGUCGAGAUAAACCACAAAGGAGCCCAGAGGAGACACCAGCAGCAAAGAGACAUGGGUGUUGUGCAAGGAACGAUUCCAUACCUUGGCACUUUUCUGACUGACCUCGUCAUGUUGGAUACUGCUAUGAAAGACCAUCUGGAGGUCGGACUGAUUAACUUUGAGAAGAGAAGAAAGGAAUUUGAAGUGAUCGCUCAGAUCAAGUUGCUGCAGCUGACCUGCAAUUAUUACAACUUCAGCAGAAACCAGCGCUUUAUUGACUGGUUUAAGAGAGUGGAGAAACUCACAGAGACCGAGAGCUACUCUAUGUCGUGUGAUAUCGAGCCGCCGUCUGAGUCGUUGUGCAAAAAGAAUGGAGGCAUCAUGAAGCGCAUGAGCGAGGAGUCGGGCUACAGCAGCGCUGCGUCACACUCCAAGUCCUUUGAGCAGCCGCGAUUAAGCCAGUUCAAAGACUGCUUUAAAGAUGGAGCUGAUUCCCUCAGCCUCACCUCUGCAGGAUCCAGCGGCUCAGAUGCAGACGAGAGUCUCAGCCUGCUCAACUCUCCUGAAUCGGGCAGUCAGAGACUCUGGGAAUCACCCACCCCAUCAUCUCUGGAGGCGUCUGGAUCAGGCUUGUGUUUAGAGUCAGGCUGCAGCAGCUCCACAUCUUCCUCCUCUUCCUCCUCGUCCUCAGUCUCAGCCUUCACAGGACGGACCUUCAACUUUCACAAGCGCUCAGUCUCUGGCAUCUCAGACUACUCGUCUCUGAGUCUGCCGCUCUACAACCAGCAGGCAAAUGACUGCUGCAUCAUCAGAGUCAGCCUGGACUCAGAAAACGGCAACAUGUACAAAAGUAUCCUGGUCACUAGUCAGGACAAAACCCCUGGGGUCAUUAGGAAAGCCAUGGCCAAACACAACCUGGACAAUGACAAAUCUGAAGACUAUGAAUUGUUACAGAGGGUCUCAAAGCAUAAAGAACUCAGAAUCCCAGAUAAUGGAAACGUUUUCUACGCCAUGAACUCAACUGCCAACUACGACUUCUUGUUGAGAAAGCGUGGCGUCCCAAAAACCUGCCGCUCGAAAAGCUCCCCGAGCCUGACUCUACCACGCAUGAAGCAGAAAGGCUUCAAAAUCCCCAAGAGCUUCUUCU
Molecule: messenger RNA, 2440 nt
Organism: Danio rerio (zebrafish)
Lineage: Eukaryota; Metazoa; Chordata; Actinopteri; Cypriniformes; Danionidae
Gene: ralgdsa
Product: ral guanine nucleotide dissociation stimulator a
Biological process (GO): signal transduction; small GTPase-mediated signal transduction
Molecular function (GO): guanyl-nucleotide exchange factor activity
Source: RefSeq, marked predicted